AUGGGUUUCUCUAUCAAGAUGAACACCUCUAGACGGACACCCCGCACCAAUAAAUUGAUAAAACAACAGUUUUGCUACAACAAGUUCAAGAAGCCCAAAGCUGGUGAUGGAGGAGCUGAGGCUCCUCCUGUCCUGGACCCUAUUCCAGAUCCAAAAUCUAUUGACAGUGAUGAGGAGAUGGAAGAAAAACCUCCAAUAUUUGCUGAAGAGGAGGCUGGUACUAGUAAGAAGAAGAAGAAGCACAAACGCGAGACAAUAAUGCAGACUCAAUGCAAGGCAAAAAUGUUGGUGAAGCUGAUAGAUGGGCGAUGGGAGGUGACGCACUUUGUUCGUGACCACAAUCAUCCGCUCGUGAACAAACCUUCAUUGUCCAAAUACUUGAGAUCCCACCGGGGCAUCUCACCUGAUGAAAAGGAGUUUCUACGCAUCUUGUAUAACUGCAACUUGACUACAGGUGUGGUGUUUUUCUAUAUCCCUUAA
Molecule: messenger RNA, 480 nt
Organism: Triticum turgidum subsp. durum (durum wheat)
Lineage: Eukaryota; Viridiplantae; Streptophyta; Magnoliopsida; Poales; Poaceae
Source: the annotation of a GenBank genome assembly